Messenger RNA from Colossoma macropomum (tambaqui), 1918 nucleotides. Its product is annotated as coagulation factor XIII B chain-like. The transcript has 9 exons. NCBI's taxonomy places the organism in Eukaryota, Metazoa, Chordata, Actinopteri, Characiformes, Serrasalmidae. The record is from RefSeq and is a predicted model, not a curated record. Bases 85 to 1455 code for a protein of 456 amino acids.
AAUGGGUGGACUUGAAAAAUAUUGACUGUGCUGAAAGCAGAACUUGCUUAGUCUUUCUAUCGUCAUACUAACCUUUUCAGCAAAAUGAAGCGGAGUCUAGUUAUUCUACAUCUUUUCUUCUUGUGUUUCUGUGAUUAUGCUUCAUCACAAUAUGCUAAACCGAACGUCUGUGCUUCAUUCCGUUUGGAAAAUGGACUCACACAUUAUUUCACGAAGGACACAGAUUCUCCCAGACCGUCUCAGGGUAUUUACUACUCAUGUGACGCAGAUUAUAAAACAUUUGAAUACACAUGGUGGGGAGAAACAAGCUGCAGUCCGGAUGCUUUGGACUACACACCACGGUGUAUACACAAAAAUAAGUGUGGCCGUAUUCCCAACAUUCCACAUGGAAAACUAGCAUAUGACCAACAACAUCAAAGGGAUUUGGUCAAUGUCUAUUGUGAUUUUGGCUUCAAAGCAAACACAUCUUUCAUCACAUGUAAAAACGGACAGUGGACGACCACGAAAUGUGAACCCCUAACAGGUGAAAACUAUGGUGCUCCUCCACAAGUAGAAAAUGCAGUCAUCACUGAAUACACUCAAGAGCCACACCAAACAAUGGUGAGAUUUGAAUGUCGAGAACAUUUUGAACUAAAGGGGAGACAGACAGUUUACUACAUAAACAAACACUGGGAUAAAACACCUACAUGUGAAUUGUCAAAAUCUGCAUGUGGAAAACCUGAAACGAAGAUAACCCAUGGCAUCAUUAAAGAUUCUGAAGAGAUCAUGGACUACUACACAGAAGGAGAUACUGUGGAAUAUAAAUGUUUUGAGGGAUUCAUGUUUGAGGAUGAAACGUCCGCACGCUGUACUGACGGGAACUGGAUUUACCCAAAAUGUAUACGUGACAUCUGUGGGCCUCCUCCACAGGUAGAAGAUGCGGAUAUCAGGUCUUCCAUUGAAGAGCCACGAAAAGAAGUGACAUAUGAAUGUCAUGAACAUUUUGAACUGAAGGGGAGACACACAAUUUCCUGCAGAAGCAGAGGCUGGGAUGAAGCACCUACAUGUGAAUUAAAGCAUGAUCAACCUGGUACAACACCUUCCAAGACUACUGGCAAAGACUGUGGCCGGCCUCCACAGAUUGAAGAUGCCGUACAGGAUUUUAAGGAUCGAUAUGAGCACGGUGAAGAAGCUGCUUAUGACUGUCCUGCAUUCUACAAAAAGGAAGGUUAUCUGACCUGCACACAAGGCAGAUGGACAGGAAGUGGGAAGUGCUGGAAACCCUGCACUGUGGAUCUUAAAGCUAUGGAUGAACAUAAUAUACAGCUAAGGCAUAAAUACACAGAAAAAAUCUAUUCAACACAUGGAGAUUUUAUUGGGUUUUCUUGUAAAAGCGGAUAUAGACCAGUGGAAGGCAGUCUUUCCUUCCGUCAGAGCUGCAAUAAUGGAGAAAUUCCCUUGCCUGUUUGUGAAUAGUGAGUCACAGGUUCCCUUUAAAGUGCUGUGGGGGGUUAGUUGUGCACUUCACUGCUUAAAGAAGAAUCAGUCAUUUUAACCUGCUGUCUUAGAAGUUUAGAUGUUUGUGUGGUGAUAAAUAACUGAGGAGGCUGCCAUUCAAACUACAUUCAGAUAAACUUCCAUUCAGUUAGCAGAAGAAUGGAUUGUGUUCAGUCAAACACAAUAAAUGAUGAUAACCAGAGAGCUUCACUCACUUUCAUGAGCUAAAUAAACCAAAGAAAUGAUGAUUGUAAAACACAGUGUUCGAUAUAAUUAAUCGAUCCAUCUACUGGGAGAUCAAAUGAAAUGUCAUUUACAAACUUAACCUCUUAAGUAGCAUUAAAGCAGAAGCCCUUUGAACUACUCUUAAGCUUAGCUUCCUCUAUGUUGUUCAUUAUUUGUUUUCCAGCAAAAUUAAUAAAGCAUUUGACUUGUGACUUGA